Molecule: messenger RNA, 1403 nt
Organism: Thermothielavioides terrestris NRRL 8126
Lineage: Eukaryota; Fungi; Ascomycota; Sordariomycetes; Sordariales; Chaetomiaceae
Exons: 2
Coding region: 23-1276 (417 amino acids)
Source: RefSeq, a predicted model, not a curated record
AGCAGCAGCAGAAGCAACAGCAAUGGCCGAGCGCGACACCCCGCGCGCGCGCUUCCUGCACCGCUUCCGCCCGCCCAUCCCCAGCUUCCUCGGAAGCUCCGCCGCCGCUGCCCGCGCGUCCUUCUUCUCCUUCUCCCGCGCCCCGCGGCCCGCCAGCAGCGCCUACUCGGGCGAGGGCCUGCGCGGCGCGCCUGACACGGUGGUCGGUACGGACGAGACGGACGAGGACAGGGACAUAGAUAUGGAUAUGGACGGUGGCGAUGGCGGGCCCAAGAGCCCCGCCUUCCCGCCGUCGUCGUCACAGUACCGCAUCCGCGCCGCCGACCUGCGCCUGCCCGGCUCGCGGCUGCAGAUGCCCGGCCUGGCGCGCACGUGGACGCAGGACAGCAGCCACGGGCUGCCGACGGCGCGGCCCGGUACAGCGGCGGAGGUGGGGGUGGCGGCGCCGGAGCCGGUGGUGCUGCGGGAGGGGAGGGGCACGCGGCAUGCUGCUGCUGAGGGGGUUGUGGUGGGCCACGGGCAGGGGGACCUGCAUCGCGAGCGGCGGAGGAAGCAUCGGCACCGGCAGCGGGAGCGGGAGAGGCGGCAUCGCAGGGAGGGGAGUGGGAGUGGCAGUCGCAGCCGGAGUGAUCGGGCGAGGUCGGGCAGGUCGCAUCGCUCCGGCCGCUCAGGCACUGGCAGCAGCCACCGGUCGUCGCAGCGCAGUCGGGAUGAAGAGAGCCGGAGCGAGCGGAGGGCGCGCAGGGAGCGGGAACGGCGGCGGCGGAGAGAGGAUGGCGAGUCCGGGACCGGGUCCGAGCGCAGGCAGCGCCGGCCGCCGAAGCACUUCCUGUUCUGCUUCCCCUGGAUCAAGUCGCGCCGGAUCCGCUCGCAGAUACUGCGUUGUUUCGUGUCGGGCACGUUCCUCACGCUGACGUUGGCAGUGUACCUCUCGCUCUCGUUGACGAAAAACGUCAGCAGCAACGAGUUCACGAUCGUGCUGGUGCUCAUCCUGCUCGCCGUCACCGUCUUCUUCUGCCACAGCCUCGUCCGGCUCCUCAUGCUGGUGGUCAAGGCGCGCAAGCGGGAGCAGGCCGUGCAGCGCGGGCAGCUGCCGGAGAUGAUCAGCCGCCCGGGGGGCUACGCCAUCCCGCGCGAGCCCAUCCCCGUGGUGCUGGCCCGCGACGAGGAGGCCGCGGGCAUCGAGAGCGAGGCGACCAAGACGGGCCCGCCGGCCUACGGCAUGUGGCGGGAGAGCGUGGUAUGUGCAAUUCGGUGCCAGCAGAUGAACCUAUGAGCCUCACCCGAGGGUGACUGACAAGUGAAACCGCAGAGGGUCGAUCCGAACCACCUCUUCUGGGCGCGCAACGAGCAUGCGCCGCCGAUGGAAGAAGAAGAGUUGGACGUCAGCAGCAGCUCGGGCA